Molecule: messenger RNA, 654 nt
Organism: Cheilinus undulatus (humphead wrasse)
Lineage: Eukaryota; Metazoa; Chordata; Actinopteri; Labriformes; Labridae
Product: galactose-specific lectin nattectin-like
Exons: 6
Coding region: 1-525 (174 amino acids)
Molecular function (GO): signaling receptor activity
Source: RefSeq, a predicted model, not a curated record
AUGAAGAUGCUGACUGUGUUUGCACUUCUUUGUGUCGGGAUGGCUCUGACUGGAGCUGCUGCUGUUCCAGAGGAGGAAAAAGAGACGACUCAGGAUCAAGUAGAGGAGAGCGUCCUCUUCAAAAGGUCCUCCUGCUCUGGUCGUUGGUCUGAGUUCAAUGGGCGUUGUUUCAGAUUUUCCCCAAAACGCAUGACCUGGGCUAAAGCUGAGAGGAGAUGUCUGUCGAUGGGUGGGAACCUCGCAUCGGUGCAUAGCACUGAAGAGUACCAUGCCAUUCAACACCUCAUCAUGACCACCAGUUAUGACUACAGAGAAGCAUGGAUCGGAGGCUCCGACGCCCAACAGGAGGGGUUUUGGCUGUGGACCGAUGGUUCCCCUUUCAGCUACGUGAACUGGUGUCCCGGAGAGCCAAACAACCUAGGUCGCUACCAGCACUGUCUGCAGAUGAACUUUGGAGGUGGAAAGUGCUGGGAUGAUCUCUCAUGUGGUGAACAUCGCCCUUUUGCCUGUGCCAAGAACAUCUGAUCAUCCUUUGGCUGAUGAAACUGAAAGAAGAAAACGCCACAACAACAAACAUCUGCUAUUCUGAUAUUCUCAUAUCUGUCUUUUAACCAUUGCUGUAACGCGACCCAAGGAAUGAAGCGACAAGCAAAA